GCAGCCAUCUGUUGUGAGCGGAGAGGAGAAGAUGCUGGCUGCACUGAUCGGCCGAAAGGGUCCAUAAAGUAGGGUUCCAGAGAGGAGGACAGAGACUUGCAUGUAUAUUUUAAAUUAAUUUAUUCAUAAAUAUAUAUAAGUGCUUAUAGAUAGCUAUACUAUAUCCAAAUUAAUAAAAUAAGAGUUAACCAACUUAAACAAAAAAAAAAAUGAAAGCGUUUGUGAUAGCGGCCUUUUUGGCCGUGGCGUUUGCAGACCCCAAAGUGUAUUUGAGGGAGCAGUUCGAUGAUGGGGAUGAAUGGAAGAGCCGGUGGGUUGAAUCGAAACACAAGUCAGAUUAUGGGAAGUUUGUUCUGACGGCUGGCAAAUUCUACGGGGAUGCAGAGAAAGACAAAGGCUUGCAGAGCAGCCAGGAUGCCAGAUUCUACUCCAUGUCAACAAGGUUUAAUUCUUUCAGCAACGAAGGGGAAACCCUGGUCAUUCAGUUCACAGUGAAACAUGAGCAGAGCAUUGACUGUGGGGGCGGCUAUAUCAAACUCUUCCCAGGAGAACUGAACCAAGAGGAAAUGCACGGGGAAUCCAGCUACAACAUCAUGUUCGGUCCAGAUAUCUGUGGGCCAGGAACCAAGAAGGUUCAUGUGAUCUUCAACUACAAGGGAAAGAACCACUUGAUCAACAAGGAUAUUAGAUGCAAGGAUGACGAGUACACUCAUUUGUACACUCUGAUCGUCCGCCCUGACAACACCUACGAAGUGAAAAUCGACAACAAGAAAGUGGAGUCUGGCAGCCUGGAGGAGGACUGGGACUUCCUGCCCUCCAAGAAGAUCAAGGACCCUGAAGCCAAGAAGCCGGACGACUGGGACGAGAGGGAGAAGAUUGACGACCCCGACGACUCCAAGCCCGAGGACUGGGACAGAUCUGAGCACAUUCCAGACCCUGAUGCCAAAAAGCCAGACGACUGGGAUGAAGAGAUGGACGGUGAAUGGGAGCCCCCUAUGAUCACAAACCCGGAAUACAAGGGCGAGUGGAAACCACGCAAGAUUGAUAACCCUGACUACAAGGGCAAAUGGGUGCACCCUGAAAUUGACAACCCAGAGUACACCCCCGAUUCCAACAUUUACAAGUACGACAGCAAUGGUGUCCUCGGGCUUGACUUGUGGCAGGUGAAAUCGGGAACAAUCUUUGACAACUUCCUCAUAACAAAUGACGAAAAGUUUGCAGAAGAAGUUGGCAAUGAAACUUGGGGUGUAACCAAGGACCCCGAGAAAAAAAUGAAGGAGGCUCAGGAGGAAGAGGACAGGAAGAAGCGUGAGGAGGAUGAGAAGACCAUGAAGGAUGAAAUAAAGGAUGAGGGGGAAGGGGAAGAAGAGAAAGAGGAGGAUGAGGAGGACGACGAGGAUGAAGAAGAAGAAAACGAGGAGGAAACAGACUCUAAACUGAAGGAUGAGUUGUAAUCCCAGAGUGUGCAAAGAGACAACCUGCCUAAUAUGAGCCAAUCUGGCAGAGCUGUGUGGACAUUUCUUAUACUUUUCAAGCAGGACGAGGGGAGGUGGCUUCAUUCCACUUGGGCAUGAAAAACACAAAACCAAUAUCGGAAGCCUUGGGUACCUGCUGCUUUUCAUACGGAAGCCCCCUUUUUAAAGGAGGGUUUACCAAGGAAAACAAAAAUGUGGGUUUUUCAAGCCUAGGUUAAUGUUUCACCUUUUCUGCUGAAUUAUGGUUUCUCCAUUGGGUUAUGCCUUCAUGGUUAUUUUUUUUUUUUUUAGUAGCCAUUAUCUAAAUGCUGGUUGUAAACUCCACUGGAAAGACCUCCCUUCCCCCACCCUAUUGGAUUUCAUUGACCGUAUGAUUUUAUUUAGUUUUUUGUUGUUUUGUAGGUCAAUUGCAAAAUAUUAAGAACAUUGCUGUAACCAAUGCCUCAAGUAAAUCAUUCAGGUAGCAAACUAAAUGCCCAUCGUUAAUUAAGAAUCCGGGGUAGAAAUAGUGGCUUGGGCAAUGUUUGAUAAAUGCCAGUUGAGCACACAUUUGGCCAGUCUUUUCUAGUGCAUGUGUUUGUUACCCUGUCUAGUGCUGCUUGCCCUCCAUGCUGACAUUGUACAAAUUUGGUCUAAAUAGUAAACUUUGUCUUCUGAAUAGCAUUGCAGUUUGUCACUAUUCGUGCUGAUAGAAAAGUUUAAUAUGAAGUGAUCAAAGCAUGACCAUGUUUAGUGGUAUGAGAGGAGCUGGUGAUCAUGUUUUUUAAAUGGCUUCUGGCUCACUUCACACUGAUCGUGUUCCUCUGCUAGUGCAAGCCAUGUGUUUUUUUUUGUUUUGUUUUUUUAAUAAAAAUUGUUCACCAUUUUGAAUUGUUUUUGGAAGUACCACAGAGCCACUUGGUAGUGAAAGGGGGCACAUAUUAGGCAGUAAAGAGUGACUGCUAAAUCUCAAUUACUUUGUAAAUCAUGCCGAGUGAAUGUUGGGUUUGUCCUGUUUUAGAAUGACCAUCCUUUUAUUAAUGAAAAUAACAACAUUGCAAAUAAUUUACAAUGUGAGUUUGCACUGCUGUACCUUAAUUAAACUUGUCAAAGUAAACAAAAGGGUAGUUUUUAUUUUUAUUUUCAUUUUGUUUUUUAUAUAUUUUGUACUGUGUGGGAGGUGCUGUUCCAACCCCCCCCCCCCCUCAGCUGUUGUACAAAAAGAUCUUGUACACAAAGCAAGUUAAUGUACAGUGAUUUAAAUGUAAAAAUGAAACAGAUGUUUUGUCUCUUA
Acipenser ruthenus (sterlet) is the source of this 2748-nucleotide messenger RNA. RefSeq names its product calreticulin-like. The transcript has 9 exons. Gene Ontology annotation, cellular component: endoplasmic reticulum membrane; endoplasmic reticulum. Bases 210 to 1454 code for a protein of 414 amino acids. Lineage: Eukaryota; Metazoa; Chordata; Actinopteri; Acipenseriformes; Acipenseridae. The record is from RefSeq and is a predicted model, not a curated record. Gene Ontology annotation, biological process: protein folding. Gene Ontology annotation, molecular function: calcium ion binding.